Strongylus vulgaris is the source of this 294-nucleotide messenger RNA. The record is from the annotation of a GenBank genome assembly. Lineage: Eukaryota; Metazoa; Nematoda; Chromadorea; Rhabditida; Strongylidae.
GUGUAUAACUUCCCGAAACUUCGGCCAUCGUUCGAGACGACGCUGAGUCUUCUUGAGAUUGCCUACCUCCACGGAUUCGAUCACUGCUCAGACCAAUUGAUCUCGCGCCUUGCAGGCUUUGGACAGAUAUUCCUCGACCAACAGGGAAUGCUCAGCAAGAUUGCUGACGCUCGUACAAUUGCCGCUCUCUUCUCAGCUGCUCCAAAGGAUAAAAUAGUCGUAAAGAAGUUCAUACAUUGCCUGACAUCGGUGGGAAGUAGAAGUGGAGGAAUGACGUUCAUUAUUAUCAUGUAA